UUCCCGUCGGACAGAUUAGGGACGGAAACCAAACAGCCACGUAGUGAACGGCGAAGCUCGCAAAAGGGUGAGCAGUGCCGUCUGUCAUCAGAAGUGUUCCUGGACACUGACGUGCUCCCAGCUGGCCUGCCUCCUCAGAAGAUGGUUUUGUGAGAGGUUCUUUCCUCAGCGGUACCAGCAACAUUGUGACUGUUCAGUUUCCUCAAGGAAAUGGAUAGUAAUCAAUCAGAAGCAGCUCCAAUGGAGGCUCAAGAAGACCAUCUUAUAAAAUCCAAAGUGGAAGGUGACAUGCAAUUGAAACAAGUGCCGGAUAAGACGCAACAUGCAAAAGAGUUUAUUCAUAAUGAACCUUUCAGUUCAGAAGUGAUGCCAAAUGGAAACGGACUGGCCGAGGACUUUAGUGCUGCAGGGAACACCCAUAUAAAUGGGUCCUUGUCUCUGGCAGCCCCUCCCCAGAGCACCAGCUCCCCGGUCAACUCCCAGACCCAAGAGCCCUCCCCAGGUUUGGCUGCUUUUCCACCCAUGGUGAUAGAGAGGUCUGAGGGGGCUAGGGCCGAGAUCACGGUUCACACGGGUGAUUCAUUGCAGUCGCUCAGACUCAGUAUGCCUUUGCAGGAGACUGAUUUGUCAAACCAGAAGCCAUCAUUGGAGAUGGAGAAUGAGGAGAAGAUUCGCCUGGAUGCUCGUCGACGUCUGGAGGACCAACUCAAACAGUACAGAGUUCAGAGACAUAAAGAGAGUUCUCACCGCACCACCCCCAAGAACAGGCCAUUCAGCACUCUGGAUCCAGAGCUCAUGCUGCAUCCUGAGGGUCUGCCCAGGGCCAACACUCUUGCCAUGACCACAGAGUAUUCCUUCAUGAGGACCACUGUCCCCCGUGGUCCCAAAGUGGGUAGCUUGGGAAUUCCCCCUUCUAAGGACAAAAAGCCCAGAUCACCCCGCCCGAGCAACAUCCACUCCUUGGCCGACUACCAGUCUCCUGGGAGUGAUGGUGCAAGUUGGGGUGCAGGUAGAGUUGGGGCAGCAGACAACACCAUGAGCUCCCACCAGUCCACCCUUAGCUCUGUGUCCACUUUGUCUGCGGUCAGUGUGAUGUCGGAGGGCAGCACCUGUGAGACGGAAGCACAGCCUGGUGCUUCACUCCAAAUUGGGGACAAUGCGUCAGAAAUCAACGGCAGUGAAUCGGGGGCGAAGCCAGGGAACGACGGCAACGACAGUGACAGCUCGUCUUACAGCAGUGUGUCGACCAGGGCCACAUACGGGAUGCUCUCCGCAGCAGUGCAAAGGCAGCAGGGGCCCUACACGGUGGAGGGUAGGGAGAUUGCCCCUGAGGCCAUGGGCCAGUUCCCCUCCCUGCAGGAGGUGCUGCAGGUAGCGAGUGAAGAGCAGCACCUGCUCGAGCUUGAGCGCGAACAGGACAGAGAAGGGAUGGGGGAGCCUCAAAGCCGCAGAGACAGUUUCUCUAGCAGUGUUUCUUUGGAGAGUUCAGUGAUGGGCCAUGAUGAUAUGCUGCAGGUUUUAAAAGAGAAAAUGAGACUGGAGGGUCAGCUGGAAUCUUUGUCAUCUGAGGCCAAUCAGGCUCUCAAAGAGAGGACGGAGCUUCAGGCCCAGCUCGCUACAGUGAAUGCUCGACUGCAAGCUAAAACAGAGGACGCUCAGGUCAGCCAGGAGAAGCAGAAUGUCCUCACUGCAGAGGUCGGCACACUGCGGAAAAACUGCAACCAGCUAGAGAAGGCCAUGGUGGAUCUCCAGGGCAGUCUGGAGGGCAAGAAUGCCAGUCUGACUUCUCUAAGCAAUGACCUGAAGGUGGCUGAAGACCAGUACAAAAGGCUGAUGGGGAAGGUGGAGAAGAUGCAAAACACUGUUACUUCCAGAGAUAUUACAGUCCAAGAGUUGCGACAGCAGUUGGGUGGUCUUCAGAGCCAGCUUCAACAGAUCCAGCUGGAGCGCAGCACCCUUCAGAGCCGAAUGAAGACUUCUCAGGCUGAAAUUCAAUCGCUUCAGCAGCUCAGACAGUGGUACCAGCAGCAGCUAGCUCUUGCCCAGGAGGCCAGAGUACGACUGCAAAGCGAAAUGGCCACCAUGCAGGCUGGACAGAUGACUCAGAUUGGUACUCUGGAACAUUUUAAACUGGAGAAUGUGACUCUCUCCCACCAACUCACGGAAUCCCAACACCGCUCUAUCAAAGAAAAAGAGCGUAUUGCUGUUCAGCUGCAGAACAUUGAGACUGACAUGCUGACCCAGGAAGCUGAUUAUAAGCAGAUCCAGGAUGCAAAGAACAUGGUGGAAGAUGAUCUGCAGCAAAAACUGGAUGAGUUUGAGGAUGAGCGAGAACGCUUAAUUAAAUUGGCCAACACAGCCAGCACCCUGGAAAGGGAUCUGGAGCAGGCAAAGUUGAUCUUUUCCCAGAAGGACAUGCAGCUGCAGUCACUCCAGAAAGAGCAUCUGGAGCUGAUGCGCCAUCUGACCACCACUCAGGACAGCCUGCAAACCAAAGAGCAGUCCAUCAACCACCUAGAAGCCCAAUACCUGGAGCUGGAAGCUCAGUUGGCUGAGCUGCAGACAGAGAACAGCGCCAAGGAUGACAACAUCCAGUACCUCCAAAACGAGAAGAUUGUCCUGGAGGUAGCGCUGCAGGCAGCCCGGUCCGAAAAGAGCCAACUUGACGAGGGCGCUGAACGGCUCGGAGAGGAUGUUCUGGUGGCUUCAGAUAUCUUGGAUCAACUCAGACAGGAAGUCCAAAUCAAAGCCAAUCAGAUUGAAACGCUUCAACAAGAAAAUAGUUCCCUGAAGAGACAAACUCAGAAACUGAAGGAGCAGUUCCAACAACAAAAGGUGAUGGUGGAGGCCUACCGUCGGGACGCCAGCUCCAAAGACCAGUUGAUCAAUGAGCUCAAGUCCACCAAAAAGCGCCUGUUGGCAGAGGUGAAGGACCUGAAGCAGGAGGUGCUGAGCUUUCAGGGGGAGAAGCAGAGUGCAGAGCUGGAGCAGGCCCGGCUUGCAAAGGAGGUGGUGAGAGUCCAGGGUCAGAUGAACCACAUGGAGGCUCAUCUGCAAACCAUUCAAGAAGAAAGGGAUCAGCUAGAAAACCAGAUCCAGACUUUACAGUUUGAUCAGAGCCAACUAGCAGCCGUCACAGAAGAGAAUGAAGGUCUGAGGAAGCAGGUGGAGCAAUUUGAGGGAGAAGCCAAAAAGGCCAUCAGAGAGCAGAAGGUGCGCGUGAAGCGACUGGGGACAGAUUUGACCAGUGCUCAGAAGGACAUGAAGGCCAAGCACAAGGCCUACGAGAACGCUGUGGGCAUCCUGAGUAGGAGGCUCCAAGAGGCUCUGACUGACAAGGAGACCGCCGAGGCAGAGCUGGCAAAACUCAAGGCCCAGGUGUCGGAUGGGGGGAACAGCCAGGCCUUCCAGGAUAAGAUUAAGGCUCUGCAGGCAGAGCUACAGACUGUGGCCAACAGCAAGACUAUGCUAGAGAAGGAGCUGCAGGAAGUGAUCACCCUCACCUCCACGGAGCUGGAGGACUACCAGGAGAAGGUCAUGGAGCUUGAGGAUGAGCUUCAAGAGUCCCGGUGCUUCAUGAAGCGGAUUCGAAAGUUAGAAGAUGCCAACAAGAAGCUAGCACUGGAGCUUGAACAUGAAAAGGGGAAAUUGGAUGGAUUGGCCCAGUCCCACAAUACACUGCGGGAACAUUCCAACAUUUUGGAGUCUGCCUUAGCUAAGAGAGAGGCAGAUCUUGUCCAGCUCAACUUACAGGUACAAGCUGUUCUGAAGCGUAAAGAAGAUGAGGACCAGCAAAUGAAGCAGGUGGUUCAAACGCUUCAGCUUGCACUGGAAAAAGAGAAAACCAAAGUCCAUGGCCUGAAAGAACAGGUGGCAGCUGCAAAGGCUGAAGCAGCUCACAAUAGACGGCACUACAGGGCAGCUAUGCUGGAGCUGUCGGAAAUCAAAAAGGACCUGCAGGCCAAAGUGGACGUGGUCAAAGCUCUGCAGAGUGAAUCUCACAAACUACAAGCUCAGGAUGAGCAGCAUUCUCAGGAGGUGUCCAGGUUCCAAGAGGAGCUGGCUGAGGCCCAUUCACAGCUCCAGAUCCUCCAGAAACAACUCGACGAGGAACUGGCCAAGCAGCCCCUCACUAACCAAGAAGUUGAGGACCUGAAGUGGGAGGUGGAGCAAAGGCAAAGGGAGAUCGAGGCUCAGAAGCAGCAGCUGGAGAUGAUGGAGCAGUGUCAGCACAGGGAGCUAGACAACCUACAGAGAGCUCUGCAGAACAUCAAAGUUGAGCUGGAGUCGGUGCAAGACGAUCUGAGCGGCACCAGGAAGGACAAGUUUAUGCUGCAGGCCAAAGUGGGUGAGCUGAGGAACAGCAUGAAGACAGUCUUUUUGCAGAACCAGCAACUAAAACAGGAUCUCAAGCAAAGUCGUCUCAGGAAGACUAUACACAUCCCUGAAAUGGUGGAGCAGCAGCGUAUGGAGCUAAAGAGUGAUGGUAGCCCAUCCAACCCAAUGACACCAGUUAAGAUCCCAGACUGCCCAGUGCCUGCCUCCCUAUUGGAUGAGUUGCUGAAACCAUCGACGUCAGUCAACAAAGAGCCCCUCAACAACCUGCACAACUGUCUACGACAACUCAAGGAGGAGAUGGACAGCCUCCAAAAGCAGAUGGAGGAAAACACACUAACAGUCCAUGAGUCAAUGAGCUCAUGGACAAACACAGAGGAGGGACUGGUUGAACUGGAGAUUGACAACAACAUCUCCAAAUCAUCAACGUCACUAAAUAACAUGGUUGUGAAAAACAACAAUGAAGCAGAACAGCAACAGUCAUAAUAUAAUAACUUGUUUCAGGCCAUAAGAGGGAGAGUGGAGUUUUAUCCACAAAAGCACUUUUCAGACUCUUAUUCCCUCUCUUUUCUUAACAAUUGCUGCCAACAUUUGGCAUUUUCCCAUCAGCACAUGCAUGCUUUUUCAGUCAUACUUUAUAUAUCAUAGCUUUAUUAUUUCCUCUUUAUUUGACAGUUGUUUAUAUUUUUGUUAUCCUAUUGUCCCAUUUAUUUAUUUUAAAUGAAGUAAUUACCGGUACAUCUUAUCUGACGGCUUCUCCAAGACGAUCAUCAAUCUUCAGUUUUGUUAUCAUAGAUACAGAUAGGGUCUAGUAUGGACUGUUUAACGAAUAUGUCAGGCCAGUUUUCCCCUUUUCGGUCAACAGUUUUUCUCUAAAAUAUAUUUAGUCGUAAUCCUCCUCGCUAUAUAAGAUAUGUGGCUGUUUGCUGCUUAAUGAUGGCUGACAUUAUUUUUUAAAAGUGUUAUGGUAACAGAAACAAACCAUUAGUCCCUCAACAGACUGGCGAUGAACUGUUCUUCUAUUUCUUUUUGCCCGUGUAAGAGAGUAGGUACUCAUCUAUGAAUUAACUGAUGUGGUUACACAUCCAAGGGAUUUCUAAACAGUUGAUGAAAAAUCAUCGAUCCUUUUCAUAAGUCAUGGGAAAUUGUUGUCAGUUUCUUUUGUAUUGCCUCUUGCUAAUAUGCAGUGUUUCUUACAUUUGUUGAAAUUGUAUAACAUUGGGUUCCUUCACUAAAAACAUGAAUCUCAGCUAUAAAUGGAGGUGUUUUGUCUAGCAUGGACUGCAGUCAUUUGUAUGCACACAAAAAAAAGCCUUACGCAAUGUUUAAUAUGCUGUAAAGGACUAAGUGGGUUUGAAUGAACAUAUUUCUGCUGAGGUUGUGUAAUAUGUUAUAAUGUAUGUAUGCAAAAUGUUGUGUGUGCAAAUCCUUACUGAAGAAUGGUUUAUUGUCAAAUAAGGGGAUCACAUCAACGAAGAAAGCAAGUUGUACAAUGAAGCAGAAAUGUUACUACUUCUAACAGCAAGUGCAAUCAAAUGUGUUCAUUUUCUGUUACAUUUGGUACAUAUUGAAAACAAAAUGUGUUAUGGUUGUUUCAUGGAUAUGGGCGUAAGUUAAUUGUUUCUAGAGGUUAAUAUAUUAAUUACAUUUGUUGUAUGAUUGUAAAAUCAUCCUAAUUGUUUAAUGGUGUAAUAAAGUAAAUAAAUACCUAAUAAUAAGUAUCAAAUGCAAACCAUGAAUUCAACGAGUAAUUCUGGUACAGCUGCACUAAAAGGUCAGUGUAGAGGAUACUACAGGGGAAGAUGUCUGUAAACAAUCUUGCUGCAGCUAGUGUUGUUCAUUCCCACAUUAAACAACUUUUCUAAACACUGUUGUAUGGUUCUAAAUUUCCAAAGGGAUAAUACAUAUUUUGAGGGGAAUGCUUGCUGAGGCAAAUAAUAUGAAAUGUAUUGAUAAGCUGUGUUCUGGUUUUUUUUUAUGAGGACUAUCUUCCAAACUACCUUUCACUGUAACGUUAGGUAGUAUUUAAUAACAUUUGGUCUUCGACACCUGCGCUCCUGUUGCUGUAUCUGCUUUUCUCUACUUUUUUUCAAAGUUGAAAUUGAUUAAUUCCUAUGUUUUAACGUUUGUGUUGGGAGAUGUGAUUGUAUUCAUCAUAAAAUUGCACUAUUCAUCUGUC
Messenger RNA from Pseudoliparis swirei, 6514 nucleotides. It is a transcript of the gene golga3, whose product is annotated as golgin A3. The coding region runs from base 211 to 4821 and encodes 1536 amino acids. The record is from RefSeq and is a predicted model, not a curated record. Lineage: Eukaryota; Metazoa; Chordata; Actinopteri; Perciformes; Liparidae. The transcript has 24 exons.